Salvelinus namaycush (lake trout) is the source of this 2760-nucleotide messenger RNA. Its product is annotated as transmembrane protein 68-like. The record is from RefSeq and is a predicted model, not a curated record. Gene Ontology annotation, cellular component: membrane. NCBI's taxonomy places the organism in Eukaryota, Metazoa, Chordata, Actinopteri, Salmoniformes, Salmonidae. Gene Ontology annotation, molecular function: acyltransferase activity. The coding region runs from base 324 to 1316 and encodes 330 amino acids. The transcript is spliced from 8 exons.
AGUGAUCUUCAGGUCGGAAAGUCGGAGUUCUAGAAAGAGGCCCGAGUUUCCAAACUUUUUUUCGGAGCUCUUGGGUGACAACGUUACGAAAAUGAUCCACCCGCAUCGAUGUGGCCCAGAAGCCGUGCGUUAUUAAGAUUCUGAGUGGUCAGAUGGCUAGUAACAAUGAAAUGAAGCUGGCAUGUGGGGAAUCGUGUUUCAUGUGAGCCUGGUAUGAUCUGUCCUCAGUACUAUUUACACUGGAAGAAAAAAGGCCUGCCCAUUGGCAGAUGGUAUCCUUAUUCGACUUGGCUUCCUUUGGGAGAGGCUAACUGUGUGGCAGUAUGUCAAAUGGGAACGAGUCCUGCAUGUUCAGAGAUGGAGCCGAGUUUGUGGCCUGCAUCUUCCACGCAUUUGAGGAAUGGUCAGGACUAGGACCCCUGGAAGACUAUCUGAGCUAUCUGGAGUACCUGGCCUGGGUUUUCACACCUCUGGUUGUUGUUUUCAUCCUGCCCUUCCUCAUUGUGAUCCUCCUCUACCUCUCCAUACUCUUCCUCCAUGUGUACAAACACAAGAACCAGCUCAGGGAGGCCUACUCCAACAACCUGUGGGAUGGUGCUAGGAAAACUCUGGCAACGUUGUGGGAUGGCCACGGGUUCAUAUGGCACGGAUAUGAAAUCCAUGGUAUGGAGAAGAUUCCAGAUGAAGGAGCAGCUCUUAUAGUCUAUUAUCAUGGGGCUAUUCCCAUCGACUAUUAUUACUUUCUGGCAAAUGUUAUCAUUCAGAAGGGACGGAUUGUUCACUCAGUCGCUGAUCACUUUCUGUUCAAAGUUCCAGGGUUCAAGCUGCUGUUGGAGGUGUUUAGUGUGAUCCAUGGGCCUCAGGAAGAGUGUGUGAAGGCACUGAAAAGUGGCCACCUCCUGGGCAUCUCACCUGGAGGCGUGAGGGAGGCGCUCCUCAGUGACGAGACCUAUCCACUGCUCUGGGGGAAGAGGAAGGGCUUCGCACAAGUGGCUAUCGAUUCCAAAGUGCCAAUAAUUCCAAUGUUUACUCAAAACGUCAGGGAAGGAUUCCGAUCUCUCGGCGGGUUAAGCUUUUUCAGAUGGUCGUAUGAAAAAUUCCGCGUGCCGAUGGCCCCUGUCUAUGGGGGUUUUCCUGUGAAGUUUCGUACAUACUUAGGUGACCCCAUCCCAUAUGACCCUAACAUUAGUGCAGCAGAGUUAGCUGAAAAGACCAAACAAGCAGUUCAAGCACUCAUUGACAGACACCAAAUGAUUCCUGGGAAUGUCCUUCGAGCACUACUAGAGCGAUUCCACAGCAGGCAGAAAGAAAAAUAGCCUUUUGAAUAGCCAUAAGGAAUAGCCUUUUUUUGUUUGUUAUAUGAAGCAGUUACAUAUUUUUAAGACAAACUGUUACAUAUUGAAAGUAUUAUCAUGUGAUCAGUUGAAUGGUUAACUACAGAUUUGGAUCUUAAUUUGAGCCAGUCUCCUAUAGCAGGAAAAUAAUCCUGUAGAUUAUUAUUAAUGGACAUUUUUGUAGCGGUUGAUACAUUUUUCAAAAGGAAAAAUCUACUUUGAAAUGACAAACUUCAGAAGCCUUUUUAACCUCAAAUACACUACAAAGUUCUCCUACAACAGGCUGAUCAAAUAAAGGUCCUGAACCUAUACAUUAUUAUUGUAGGUGUAUCUUCAGGAGCUUUUUGCACUCAGAUUUUGUCACAAAACAAUACGUACCGAAGGUAUAAUACACCGUAAUUGGUUAAUGUCAAAUGUGCAUAUUGAAGAAAUUGUAUAGUGUUUUUUGUGCAAGUAUGUAUAUACUUUGAUUCCACAAUUGAUUUGCACACAUUGUUCUAAGUUCCACCACUGCCAACAAUUUCUAUUUAAGAGGCCUUUAUUUUGCUUAAUAACUGCAAAUAUUGAAACGAUAUAGCAAUUGCUAUAUAAGAAGCAAUAUAGGUAUGAAGACCGGGCAGCUUUAUUUCCUUUCACCUGGGUAAAAUGUUUGAAAUUUUAUUUAAAUAAUUGUGUAAUUUCCCCCCAAAAAUGUAUUGUGUACAUUAUGUGGAAUUAUGUAAGUAUGUACUGUAGUUGUAGCCUAUGCACCUUUUAAAUCUAUUGAGGUCCAUUAUGAAACAGGACAGAAAUGAUUUGUAAUGUUAAAAUAAAUAUAUUUUAUUAUGAGUUUUGUGUGUUACAAGUCAUUUCUGUUAUUACAAAUACUUAGUUUACUUAAAAAAUGGAAAUGGAGCAACAUACAGCUACACCAAGAUAUUUGACGUGGUUUUGAAAAAAAUAUUUUAUUACAUUGUUCUUCCAUAAACAUGGGUACAUUUUCUGCACUAGUGUUUUAAUGUUUCGAUACAACUUUAAUCAAGUAAUUAUUUAUGGCCUAUGAAUCAAAUUUAACUAAUGUGCAAAAGUUCACUAAUGUGUAGCCUAUUCUAAAACACGUUUAGUGUAUUUCUCUGUACUAAAAUGUAUUUCUCUGUACUAAAAUGUUUUGGUGGUAAAGUAUUCUGCUUACAGGACGAGCAGAGUUUUGAAUGUUGUUUGAGAUUGCUCAGUUUGUUCACAAUUCCUGGAGGAGAUGGGGAAAUGUACUUUGUAGUGUGGCUAGAUGGUAGCUGUACUUUCCAUGGUUAUUGUGUAUACUUUGUUAAAUGUUAUUUUGGUUUUCAGUACAAGGAAAUUGGUACUGUGUUUAGUAGCGUAUUGUAAGGCCAUGUGUGCUGGGCACCGGUAUGACACUUAAAUAAAUCACAUCAAUACAUUUCUUUUA